UCUGCACAAAAGGAGAGGAGAAACCCAGUCAGAAUGAAAGGACUGACCGCAAUCAUAUUUGUCCUGCUGGGGUCAUGCAUCUGCAGGUCAUCAGGACAAUCCUGUGAAUAUUCCUGCGGGGAAAUAUUCCAGUCCUGUUCAUGCCACUCGACGUGCUCCUCUCUGGGAAUCUGCUGCUCAGACUACAAGGACUACUGUUUGGAUAUCCUCCCCUACUCCGGCUCCAUUCUGGGUGGGACAGAUUUUACUCUGCUGGGUGCAAAUUUCAAUAAGAGCUCUCACAUUGUGUGCAGGUUCAAUAAUGACACAGACACUGUGGGAUAUUUGGAUGAAAACAGUCGGGGCCACUGUAUCUCCCCACUGUUGUAUCAGACAGGAUGGGUCCCUUUCCAAGUCUCCUCUGAUAACGGUACUACGUUCAACAGAGAGGGAUCCUGGCUCUCAGUUCACACUGGCAAGUUGAACUCGAAGUUCAAGGCAAUUCUGACCAACUCAACACAAUGGCAGUACUACGGCACUCCUGGUGUCGGAGGAAUCCUGGAGAUGACGUGGAACACGUCUUUGGUCAGAGCUGAGAGGGUCAAUAUAGAGCUGUGGGGGUACAGGGAGACAGGAAAACCUUAUUCAGACAGCUGGCUGGGUGAGUGGGCCUAUCUCUACUCCCUCGCUAAGGAUUAUCCCAACAACGGCUCUUUUAGCUUUCUGCCCAAACCAGCAGAAAAUGGCUUCUCAAGUUGGGAGCUUGGUGCUGUGCGUGUCGGUGCCAGCAGCUACCCUGAUGGAGUGUGGAACGUGCAGGCUGUUUGGACCGAGGAUCACGCUCUGGCCUGGCAUCUGGAGGAGAAGUUCAGGCAGAACUCGUCAGUCUGGGCUUUGGACAAAUGUUUAGCGUGGGACAAACUGGAGGAUCAGCUGCCUAACUUUCUCGCUGAAAUCAUCGACUGCCCCUGCACCCUGGCUCAGGCUAGAGCCGACACAGGGAGGUUUCAUACUGACUACGGCUGUGAUAUUGAGAAAGGGAGUGUGUGCACCUACCAUCCUGGGAGUGUUCACUGUGUGAGGGCCAUCCAGGCCAGCCCCCUGUACGCAGCAGGACAGCAGUGUUGCUACGAUAGCACCGGUGCCCAGAUCCUCACGGCAGACUCGAUCGGGGGCAGCACUCCAGACCGAGCCCACGACUGGGGCUCUCCUCCUUUCAAGAAACCGCCUCGAGUUCCCGGAGAGUCCCACUGGGUGUACGAUGUGCUCAGCUUCUACUACUGCUGCCUCUGGUCGGACAACUGCAGCUACUACUUCAAACACCGACCAUCCAGCGACUGCAGGCGCUACCAGGCACCCGGCUCAGCUGUGGUGUUUGGAGAUCCUCAUUUCAUAACAUUUGAUGGUGUCAGAUACUCCUUCAAUGGUAAAGGAGAGUACACUCUGGUCUCCUCAAGAGAGAAACAGCUGACUAUCCAGGGCAGAACGGAGCCAGUGAACGGAACCUCUAUAAAAGCUACAAAGCUGUCCUCCGUGGCCAUGCAGGAAGCAAACUCUGACGUGAUCGAGGUGCGACUGGGUGGCAGCCAUGCUGGUCUUGAAGUGUUGCAGAAUCAGAAAAUGCUCUCAUUCUCUGAGCAGAGCUGGAUGGACCUGCACGGUGUGUUCCUGUUCUCUCCUGUUUCCACAAACGUGACCGUGAUGUUUCCCUCUGGAGCCGGGGUGGAAGUGCGACUGAGAGAGGGAACCAUGACGACCACUGUGCUCCUUCCUGAGGAGUUCACAAACUCCACCCUGGGUCUGCUGGGCCGGAUGAACGGAGACCCCAAAGAUGACCUCGUGCUCAGCAAUGGGGAACUCGUACAAAACCAGAGCAACCCUGAAGAGCUGUUCAGCUUUGGAGUGGACUGGGCGGUCUUAAAUCAGUCUGCUUUGUUCACAUAUGACUCAGAGUACCUCAUGGAAGAAUAUCUCCAUAGUCCCAAACAUGACCAGAAUUUUCUUCCAGUAAUUUCUCUUCCUGAGAAUCCGGAUGAUCCUUUAGCCAAUCAGGCGUCAGAGAUCUGCUCUGGAGAGGGAUCACAGUUCUGCAAGUAUGAUAUCCUGGUGGGCCGUAGUCCAACCAUGGGGAAUGCCACCAGAGUGUCGUUCCAAAGUCACAUUUCUCUUGUUCAGGAUCUAAAGCCAGUGGUAUCAUGUGGAUGGCUGAAACCACCACAAAACGGUAAAAAGGAGGGAACCACAUACCUGCAAGGAGCUACGGUGCGGCUCUCCUGUGAUGACGGCUACACUCUGAGAGGAUCAGCCGAGCGAUUUUGCCAGAAGAAUGGCCAGUGGUCUGGAGAGGAGACGAGCUGCGUGAUUCCCAGUAACAAUGCAGGGAUCAUCGCUGGUUCAGUCAUCGGAGCCAUCGCACUGAUUGUGAUCAUAACAACAUUAGUGCUCCACUCCAAAAAGAAGAAAAAAAAAGCUGCACGGCCGGCUGAAGUUGACAAAGUUGAGUCCUUCUGAAUGAAAUCAGACACAAUGUACAUAAUCAAAACUUCACCUUGUUGUAUAAAACACUUUAGAAUAUGAAAAUAUAAUACAAAGGACUGAGUUUAACUUUGGCUGUCAACCUUUAGAAAACAGCCUCACACCAGCAUUUGUACCUGCAUUACACUAAGCAGGUCUAAGAGUCAAACAUACAGAGAGUCUGCUCAGUAAACCUCUAACCUGUCCACGCUGACUAACACUCCAUGAUUGUUCAUGUCAUCAAAUGUUCUGUAGAAAAACUUGGUUAGCUCUUUAGACAGUUGUUGCACUGUUAGUAUGUUUGCAU
Messenger RNA from Cheilinus undulatus (humphead wrasse), 2800 nucleotides. Its product is annotated as sushi domain-containing protein 2-like. The record is from RefSeq and is a predicted model, not a curated record. NCBI's taxonomy places the organism in Eukaryota, Metazoa, Chordata, Actinopteri, Labriformes, Labridae. The transcript is spliced from 16 exons. The coding region runs from base 34 to 2490 and encodes 818 amino acids.